Molecule: messenger RNA, 2217 nt
Organism: Erigeron canadensis
Lineage: Eukaryota; Viridiplantae; Streptophyta; Magnoliopsida; Asterales; Asteraceae
Product: protein decapping 5
Exons: 8
Coding region: 210-1994 (594 amino acids)
Biological process (GO): cytoplasmic stress granule assembly; P-body assembly
Cellular component (GO): P-body
Molecular function (GO): mRNA binding
Source: RefSeq, a predicted model, not a curated record
CUCUCUCUCAAAUGCUAAAAUUGCUUUUAAAACAAAACAUAGGGUUUCAAAUCAAAAUCGAAUAUACAAAUAAAUAAAAAAGAUCCCCAAAUACAGACACACACACACACUCUUUGAUAGAGUGAAAAAAAAAACUGAUAGAUACAGACAAACCCUAAAUUAUCAUCAUCAUCACAUAUACAUACAGCCAGAAUUGAGAGAGUGUUGUUAUGGCUGCGACUGAAGGUAGCGGUGGUUCAAAAUCUUCAACGGCGGAUUCGUAUAUAGGAAGUUUAAUUAGUUUAACUUCUAAAUCUGAAAUUAGAUAUGAAGGAAUUCUUUAUAAUAUCAACACCGAUGAAUCCUCCAUCGGUUUAACUAGCGUGCGAUCUUUUGGAACUGAAGGGCGAAAAAAAGAUGGUCCACAAGUCAUGCCCAGUGACAAGGUUUAUGAGUACAUAUUGUUCCGCGGAAGCGAUAUCAAGGAUCUUCAGGUGAAAUCUUCUCAGCCUGUUCAACCAACACAACCCAUAAACAGUGAUCCUGCCAUUAUUCAGUCUCAUUAUCCUCGGCCACCAUCAACAGCUUCCAAUAUACCUGCUGUUGCUGCCAGUGACUCUUCUUCUACACCGAGUACCUAUAACCCACAUCUCGCUCACCCUGGGUCCGCUUUUCAAGGUGGGCUGCCUUUGUACCAACCUGGCGGGAAUGUUGGGCCGUGGGGUCCAUCACCACCUCCUCCGAAUACAAAUAGCAGUGGGCCUGCCAUGCCGAUGUAUUGGCCUGGAUACUAUGCCCCACCAAAUGCACUUCCACAGUUGCAUCAACAAUCAUUGCCCCGACCACCACAGGGAUUAGGAAUGCCACCUUCAUUACAACCACCAAUGCAGUAUCCUAGUUUCAAUUCAUCUUUGUCAAGUGGUGCACCGAAUGCAUCUGCUCCAAACUUAUCUGAAUAUCCAUCUCCUUUAUUAACGACAUCUACCAGCUCAGCCACUUUACCCUCAAACUCUUUAUUGGGAUCGUCAUUGCCUUCCUUGCCAACUAUGAUGCAGAAUAGAUCAUCCAACUCUGUGGCUCCUACACCACUAAGUGGUAGCUUGCAGCCACAGCCUUCUGCUGUCAUGAGUGACGUAAAUGUCACUAAGCCUCCAAUGAUGCCUAAUGUGCUCCCUGGUACAAGGUUUUCUUACCAGGGCACGUCUACACCUAUAUCAUCUAUUGGUGGGCCGCCUUUGAUUCCGACUGACACACCCACACCAUCACUAGUAACUCCAGGUCAGUUACUGCAGUCUGUUCCAGCUACCGUAGCUUCAUCUCCAUCCCCGUCCCCAUCCCCACCAGCAGCUCAUAAUGAUGUGGAAGUGAUUCAAACGUCACCAGUGUCUUUAUCACCACCGUCUGUGCCUGCUCCAGUGCCUACUGAAGCUCAGCCUCCAAUAUUGCCAUUACCACCUCAAGCAGAAAUUUCUUCAAAGCCCAAUGGAGGUGCUUACCAUAAUCGUCCAAAUUAUAGCUACAGAGGACGUGAAAGAGGCAGAGGAUCUGGGGCCUCACGACCAGUGAUGAAAUUUACGGAGGAGUUUGAUUUUAAUGCAAUGAAUGAGAAAUUUAACAAGGAUGAAGUUUGGGGUACCUUAGGAAAAAGCAACCGGUCCAGUUCAAAGGACAGAGAUGGGAAUACUACUGAUGAGGACGAAAUAGAAGAGGAAGAUGACCCCAAUAUACCAAAACUUGAUGCCAAGCCUGUUUAUAGCAAGGACGAUUUUUUUGAUUCAUUAUCUAGCAAUACAUCUGAUCGUCAAUCAAAUUAUGGAAGAACUAGAUUCUCUGAACAAAUGAAACUAGAUACAGAGACAUUUGGAGAGUUUUCUAGGUUUCGAGGGGGAGGAAGGGGUGGGCGUGGGCCCUACCGUGGAGGGCGUUCUCGAGGUGGUGGUUAUUAUGGAAGAGGGUAUGGUUAUGGUGGGAGGGGUCGUGGUGGAAGAAAUCCAAAUGCAACCAAUGAUUAUUGAAGUGUUCUUGGUGAUUUUACAAAUGUUUCAGUACAUACCAAAUGGGAAGGAUAUGAAGGAUUUUUUUUUCUUUUUCAGAGAACUAAAAUAAAGUGAAUGUUAGCUUCCUUAUGGUAUGGUUUGUUACUUUGAUUAGUUGGGUUAUUUCUGGAUGUUUGAUAUUUGUAGACUGGUCUCUAAAAGUUCAUAAAAAUUGAUGAGAUCGGUAAUCUUUUUUCAGGAA